Molecule: messenger RNA, 2973 nt
Organism: Penicillium chermesinum
Lineage: Eukaryota; Fungi; Ascomycota; Eurotiomycetes; Eurotiales; Aspergillaceae
Product: DNA ligase (ATP) DNL4
Exons: 7
Coding region: 1-2973 (990 amino acids)
Biological process (GO): DNA recombination; nucleotide-excision repair, DNA gap filling; DNA biosynthetic process
Cellular component (GO): DNA ligase IV complex
Molecular function (GO): ATP binding; DNA ligase (ATP) activity; DNA binding
Source: RefSeq, a predicted model, not a curated record
AUGGAUUCUGACGAGAUUCUCCCGGAUCCUGCUCCCAACGUAGAGGAGAAUAUCGAUGAGACAUAUCCCAACCGACCGCGCAACCGCAACCCAACGUUACCAUUCCACGAGCUAUACAAGAACCUCUUCGACCCACUGAGCCAGAUAAAGAAGAAGCCGCCCGGUCCAAACCCAGGACUAGCAAGACGGAAGGCCGGUCCCCAUGGCAAGGCCGCCACAAGUUUGAACCCAUUCGAGCUCCGCCGCGAUGUCAUCACUCGAUUCAUCUCACGCUGGAGGCAGGAAGUGGGGGACGAUAUUUAUCCCGCCUUCCGUCUGAUCCUGCCCGAUAAAGAUCGCGACCGUCCAAUGUACGGGAUGAAGGAGAAGGCGAUUGGCAAAAUGCUCGUCAAGAUUUUGAAAAUCACCAAGGAAUCUGAAGACGGCCACAACCUGCUGAAUUGGAAACUGCCUGGUCAAUCCGCAGCGUCACGCAUGGCUGGUGAUUUUGCUGGGAGAUGCUUUGACGUCCUUUCAAAGCGACCCAUGCGUACAGAUCCUGGGGACAUGUCGAUCGAAGAAGUCAAUGACAAGCUGGAUAAGCUAUCUGCCGCCACCAAAGAGGAUCAGCAAGCGCCUAUCUUUGCCGAGUUCUACCGGCGCAUGAAUCCCGAAGAGCUGACAUGGCUCAUUCGAAUCAUCCUUCGUCAGAUGAGAGUCGGGGCGACCGAGCGUACAUUUUUUGAUGUCUGGCAUCCCGAUGCCGAAAAUCUAUACAGCAUCUCUAGCAGCCUACGGAGGGUAUGCUGGGAGCUAUAUGACCCCAAUAUUCGACUCGAUGCGGAUAACCGUGGGAUCGGGCUCAUGCAAUGCUUUCAGCCCCAGUUGGCUCAGUUCCAGAUGCACUCGUUUGACAAAAUGAUUUCCCGAAUGCGUACCACAGAGGAAGACCCUGUAUUCUGGAUCGAGGAGAAACUAGACGGAGAACGGAUGCAACUGCACAUGGCCCCUGAUAGCUCGGUUCCGGGUGGGCGCAAGUUCGCGUUCUGGUCUAGGAAGGCGAAAGAUUACACCUACCUCUACGGGAAUGGCAUUCACGAUGAGCAUGGCGCUCUGACUAGGCACCUCGAGAAUGCGUUCGUGGAUGGUGUACAAAGUCUUAUCUUGGAUGGCGAGAUGAUCACUUGGGAUCCAGAGCAAGAUGCCAUAGUCCCGUUUGGCACACUCAAGACGGCCGCUCUAGCUGAACAGCGGAAUCCCUUUUCCAAGGGACCUCGGCCCUUGUUUCGUGUCUUCGAUAUGUUGUAUCUCAACGGAACCGAUUUAACUCGAUACACCCUUCGUGACCGUCGCAAUGCGCUAGCGAGAACCAUCAAACCUGUGCACCGUCGUUUCGAGAUCCACCCAUAUGAGGAGGCGACAUCCACUGCAGAAAUUGAAGCAUGCCUGCGUAAGGUCGUUGCCGAGGCCUCUGAGGGUCUGGUAUUGAAGAACCCGCGAUCCCCUUAUCGCUUGAAUGAGCGUCAUGAUGAUUGGAUGAAAGUCAAGCCUGAAUAUAUGGCCGAGUUUGGUGAAUCCCUUGAUCUGACCAUCAUCGGGGGCUAUUACGGCUCAGGGCACCGUGGCGGUGCUCUUUCAAGCUUUCUCUGUGGGCUCCGUGUAGACAACAAUUCCUCUCGGGGGUCGUCUUCUGAGAAGUUUUGGUCUUUUUGCAAAGUCGGGGGAGGUAUGACUGCCGCGGAUUAUCAGGAGAUUCGCCAUCAUACAGACGAGAAAUGGAACAAAUGGGACGCAAAAAAGCCACCAACUUCUUACAUUGAGUUGGCUGGUGGAGACCUCCAGUGCGAGCGUCCGGAUAUGUGGAUCAAACCAUCUGAUUCGAUCGUUGUAUGCGUCAAAGCGGCCUCUGUUGCAACCAGUUCCGAAUUCCGUAUGGGACUGACGCUUCGUUUCCCGCGUUUCAAGAAGCUACGCAAGGAUAAGAAUUGGAAGACAGCCUUGUCAGUUCAGGAAUUUUUAGACCUGAAGGCAAAUGCUGAGCAAGAGCAUCGAGAAAAGGAAUUCUCUGUCGACAAUUCCCGGAGGAAGCGUGUCAAAAGGGCGGGCAAGAAGCCUAUGGCUAUCGCUGGCUAUGAUGAGAAUGAGGAAGUGCAAUACAUCGGGCCUUCUGGCCACAUCUUUGACCAUCUCAACUUCUUCAUUAUGACAGAUUCCAGCGAUCCUGUAAAGAGAUCUAAAGGCGAACUAGAGCAGUUGGUCAAGGCGAAUGGGGGCAAAAUUUUCCAGUCAAGCACUGCUGCGUCCGACAUUAUCUGCAUUGCCGAACGCAAAACCGUUAAGGUGGCAUCGUUACAAAAGCAUGGGGAGGAUAAUAUCAUCAAGCCCUGCUGGUUGACGGACUGUGUCGAUCAGAAUGAAAAAGAUGCGGGGCUUCCGGAUCUACUACUUCCAUUCGAACCUAGGCAUAUGUUUUACACCGUUGAAGGUCGAGAAGACGAAAUACGGAUGAACGUGGAUCAAUUUUCCGACAGUUUUGCCCGAGAUACCAACGUAGAUGAACUCAAAAAGAUCUUCAGUCGGAUGCGAAGUGAAGGUAAUGACACCAUCGGCGGCGACGCUCUUCGCAGAAUCGAGGAGCAGAUUCAAGAACGGGUCAAUUCGGGGUACACGGUGCCCUGCGGAUGGCUUUUCCGCGGGUUGACAUUAUUCUUCUAUCAAAUACAUCUGGAUGAUACCCCUCUUGCGCUCGCUCGAGACACCAGUAAAUUUGCAGGAGCCGGUAUUUCAGACGAGAUGGAAAGCCCCGACGUUACUCAUAUCAUUGUCGAUCAGGAACGUCUAACUCCCAGUGACUUGAGCUCCCUGAGAGGAUCUCUAUCAACCCGGGCAGGCAGAAUGCCGCACCUGGUCAGUUUGGAGUGGGUGAAGGACAGCUGGAGUAACAAAACAUUACUGGAUGAAGAAAGGUACACGCCUCGGCGGUCACUUGUGUGA